AUGCCACCGCCCCACUCUUACCAACGCCCGGGAUCAAGUCAGGGUCAGAGCUUGAGCCUCCUGCAACAUCAUCAACAUGCAGAAAACACCGAGUACCCUUCAAUUCCGGAGCUGGAAGCAACCGUCCAGCCGAAGAAGACCGGUCAAUCUGACUCCAGUCAUGGGCCAGCUGAAGAUAACAACCCACGAGCCAGACAGCCUCAGCCAACUGACCUGAUCCAAUCUGUCGAGGUCGGGACCGAGACCUCUGGCGGCUUCGAGCUCGAUGUUUCGGUCGCCAUAUGGCAACAGGAGCUUAUAAUGCAAGAGAUCUAUGAUAGUUCUCUGGGGCAGCGAGAGGAUCUGAGGACUGGUGGAGGCGGGGGAGAUUUAUCCACGUUCAACGUCGUCGCCAAUGCCACUGAUGCCACGCAAAUCGAAGCAAACCCAUUGGUGGAGCGUGAAACCCGUGGGCCAUUUGGUAUUGUUGUGAGAAGAACCGCCGGGGGUGCGGUGGUUAAGGGAUUCCCAUUCACAUCGCCAGAUGAGAGGGUGAUGAAGGAUAACUCUGGAAUAUUGGUUCUCAAUCGGCCAGUACGGCCAUGA
Cladophialophora immunda is the source of this 585-nucleotide messenger RNA. RefSeq lists its product as uncharacterized. Bases 1 to 585 code for a protein of 194 amino acids. The record is from RefSeq and is a predicted model, not a curated record. The transcript has 2 exons. NCBI's taxonomy places the organism in Eukaryota, Fungi, Ascomycota, Eurotiomycetes, Chaetothyriales, Herpotrichiellaceae.